AUGUCUUCAGAUAUACAGGAAUCAAAGAAGAGCAAGAGGUCUAACACAGCUUCGUUGGACGAUAUUUACAUAAGUGAGGAGACCCGCAAGCGAUUGCUUUACCGAAAAGAAAAGGAGCAAAAACGAAAAGUUCUGAAACAUGUUAGAAUUGAUGACAAAGAGUUAGAAAAAGAGAUCGACAAGGGGGUAACAGAACUUCCAAAAAAAAGAUUCUACAGACAGAGAGCACACUCUAACCCUUUUUCAGACCAUCAAUUAGAGUAUCCAAAAAGCCCGAGGCACAUGGACUGGGCUCGGUUUUAUCCUGACUUUAUUAGUAAGGAUUCUGGUACGCUUCCUACUGAUAAGAGAGUUGAAAUUGCAGACAUUGGUUGUGGAUUUGGUGGCCUACUGGUUGAUCUAUCUCCUGAGUUUCCAGAAACGCUAAUACUCGGAAUGGAAAUACGUGUGCAGGUGACAAAUUAUGUAGAAGACAAAAUUAUCGCUCUAAGAGCACAGCAUAAAGGAACCGGGAAGUACUCUAAUAUAAAUGUUAUUAGAGGCAAUGCUAUGAAGUUUCUGCCCAAUUUUUUUGAAAAGUCUCAGUUGAAAAAGAUGUUUUUUUGCUUUCCAGAUCCUCAUUUCAAGCAACGGAAACACAAAGCACGAAUCAUAACUAACACAUUACUGUCAGAGUAUGCAUAUGUUCUUAGAGUGGGUGGCAUUAUUUACACUAUAUCUGAUGUUUUAGAUUUGCAUGAGUGGAUGAAGUCGCAUCUGAAUGAACACCCUCUUUUUGAAAGACUUACUGAGCUAGAAGAAAAAGAAGACAAGUGCGUACAAAUCAUGACCCACUCUACUGAAGAAGGGAAAAAAGUUGAGAGGAAUAAAGGUAGUAAAUUCAUUGCUUGUUACAGAAGAAUACCAGAUUUAUAG
Messenger RNA from Komagataella phaffii GS115, 915 nucleotides. Its product is annotated as Subunit of a tRNA methyltransferase complex composed of Trm8p and Trm82p. Gene Ontology annotation, biological process: RNA (guanine-N7)-methylation; tRNA methylation. The record is from RefSeq and is a predicted model, not a curated record. The transcript has a single exon. Gene Ontology annotation, molecular function: tRNA (guanine(46)-N7)-methyltransferase activity. Bases 1 to 915 code for a protein of 304 amino acids. Lineage: Eukaryota; Fungi; Ascomycota; Pichiomycetes; Pichiales; Pichiaceae. Gene Ontology annotation, cellular component: tRNA methyltransferase complex.